AUGAGAAAGCGGAGGACCAACAUGGGAUGGAUUCCAGAUCGGCGGAUGAGGCACAUCACCUUCUCCAAGAGAAGGAAGGGCCUCUUCAAAAAAGCGCAGCAGCUUUGCCGUCUCACUGGUGCCACCGUCGGCAUCGUCUGCUUCAACGAGGUAGGGAAUCCUUUUACCUUCGUCUACCCUCCUCUAGCGAAUGCCAAUGCACCACGGUCAUUCCGGGAGGAAACUACCACCCGUGGCCGUGGAAGAAUCCAAAUCCUUUUCAGAGGAGAUAAUCAGCAGAGACCUUCCACAACCAGCAGCAGCAAUGACAACUUUGGAGCAUCGCUCGAGCAUGGUGGUGGUGCUAUAGCCUUUGAUCCCAACAGCUUCGAUUUUGGGUCAUCCUCAGGUUGUGUGGUAGAAGAUGAACCUGGGGUGAGUUUUCUGGAUCAGAUGCAAAACAUGGAUGAGGAAGAGACUGCUUUUCUAGACUCGGUUCUUGGCCAACCAAUGGUAGAAGAACAAGGACUGGUGGACUCGAGCGUCUGCUUGCCUGCCUCUACCGCUAUCGCCAUCGAUCGAUGCUCUUUUGUCAUCGCCACCAUCCUCAUUUGGGUGGAACGACAGUCUUGA
Nymphaea colorata (pocket water lily) is the source of this 612-nucleotide messenger RNA. RefSeq names its product MADS-box transcription factor 30-like. The transcript is spliced from 2 exons. Gene Ontology annotation, biological process: positive regulation of transcription by RNA polymerase II. Lineage: Eukaryota; Viridiplantae; Streptophyta; Magnoliopsida; Nymphaeales; Nymphaeaceae. The coding region runs from base 1 to 612 and encodes 203 amino acids. The record is from RefSeq and is a predicted model, not a curated record. Gene Ontology annotation, molecular function: protein dimerization activity; RNA polymerase II cis-regulatory region sequence-specific DNA binding; DNA-binding transcription factor activity, RNA polymerase II-specific.